AUGGACAACAUCCCUCUUGACCCGGCGCUUGAAGCGCUCAUGCCAAGCACUGACGACCUGAUGGAAAUAGAUGUACUCUCCGCUCCACAGAAUGAAUUGAGGAAGAGAAGCAUCCCGUUGCCAGAUGUUGCCGGUCCGAACCCAAAGAAUUCUAGAAAGAAAACUGUGAAACCAAGACCCAAGAAAGCCGUCAAAAAGAAAAAUCAAGAGCCUCCAGAGCCUCCAAACAAGAUGCCGCCGAUUGAGGAGGACCACCCACCAGCCGAUGAACAAGAAAGCCGAGCUUAA
Molecule: messenger RNA, 288 nt
Organism: Puccinia triticina
Lineage: Eukaryota; Fungi; Basidiomycota; Pucciniomycetes; Pucciniales; Pucciniaceae
Exons: 4
Coding region: 1-288 (95 amino acids)
Source: RefSeq, a predicted model, not a curated record